Molecule: messenger RNA, 1894 nt
Organism: Lucilia cuprina (Australian sheep blowfly)
Lineage: Eukaryota; Metazoa; Arthropoda; Insecta; Diptera; Calliphoridae
Gene: Aldh7A1
Product: putative aldehyde dehydrogenase family 7 member A1 homolog
Exons: 3
Coding region: 135-1775 (546 amino acids)
Molecular function (GO): aldehyde dehydrogenase (NAD+) activity
Source: RefSeq, a predicted model, not a curated record
AAAUACCCCUAGUACAGAAAAGCGAAAGUUGAAUUAUUAGUUGUUAGCGGGACUUCGAGCUGAGUAGAAGAAAAUUUUUUGAAAAAUAAACGAUUUUUUUUUUCAACAACUAAAUCUUAUCAAUUACAAACAAAAUGGCUCAACUCUGUCGUGCUGUUGGUAUUCUCAAGAAUCUUCCUCUUCAACAAACUCAAAAAAUUGCUGCCUUGCAUCUUAGCUCCACCGUAAGAGCCAGCAACUAUUUGAUUGAUACACCCGAAUAUUCGUUCUUAAAGGAUAUUGGUUUGGAACGUGAAAAUCCUGGUGUAUUUACUGGUUCCUGGAAGGGUUCAGGAGAUGUUGUUACCUCUGUAGAUCCCGGUACCGGUAAACCUAUUGCCUCGGUACGCACUGGUACCGUCCAAGAAAUGGAAGAAUCCAUUAAGGCUGGUGUUGAGGCCUAUAAGGAAUGGUGUCAAGUACCCGCGCCUGUUAGAGGUGAAAUCGUGAGACAAAUCGGUGAUGAAUUGCGUAAAUAUAAGGAACCUUUGGGUAAAUUAGUAAGUUUGGAAGUGGGUAAAAUCUACAGUGAAGGUCAGGGUGAAGUACAAGAGUUCAUUGAUAUCUGUGAUUAUGCUGUGGGUUUGUCACGUAUCUAUGCUGGACAAAUGAUCAAUUCGGAAAGAGCUCAGCAUACUAUUUUGGAGGCCUGGCGUCCUCUGGGUUUGGUGGGUGUUAUCUCUGCCUACAAUUUCCCCAAUGCUGUAUUCGGCUGGAAUGCAGCUAUUGCUUUGACCUGUGGUAACAGUGUUUUAUGGAAGGGAGCCCCCAGCACUGCCUUGGUUUCUGUGGCCACCACCAAAAUCGUAGCCGAUGUCUUGAAACGCAACAAUUUGCCACCCAUUACCACUUUGUGCCAGGGCGGCACUGAUGUAGGCAAAAAGCUGGUUGCCGACAACCGUGUUAAAUUGGUAUCCUUUACUGGCAGUUGCCAAACUGGCCGUGAUGUGGGCGUUGAAGUGCAAAAACGUUUUGGCAAAGUUAUUUUGGAAUUGGGCGGCAACAAUGCCUUGGUUAUCAAUGAAGAUGCUAAUCUUAAAAUGGCCUUAGAUGCUGCUUUAUUCGGUUGCAUUGGCACUUCAGGACAACGUUGCACCACCACCAGACGUAUUAUUGUUCACGAGAAACUUUACGAUACUUUUGUUAAGGAACUUACCGGCAAAUAUCAACAAGUUUUAUCCCGCAUUGGUCAUCAAUUGGAUGCCAACACUUUGGUGGGUCCAGUCCAUUCACAACAGAAUAUUGAUGGUUAUAAGAACACCAUUGAAGAGGCCGUCAAAUUGGGUGGCAAAGUAGCUUUCGGUGGUAAAGUUUUGCCACGUGAAGGUUUCUUUGUUGAGCCCACCAUUAUCACUGGUUUGGCCCACGAUGCUCCCGUUGUACACCGUGAAACUUUCGCACCCAUUGUUUAUGUCUUGAAAACUAAAUCAGUUGAAGAGGCAAUCGCAUGGAAUAAUGAAGUUGAACAGGGUCUAUCCUCUGCCAUUUUCACCGAAAACAUGUCCAAGGCCUUCAAGUGGAUUGGUGCUCAGGGUUCCGACUGUGGUAUUGUCAAUAUUAACACUACUACCAAUGGUGCUGAAAUUGGUGGUGCUUUCGGCGGUGAAAAACAUACUGGCGGUGGUCGCGAAUCUGGCUCUGAUGCCUGGAAACAAUACUGCAAGAGAGCCACCAUUACUGUCAAUCAUUCCGGUGAAUUGGCUUGUGCCCAAGGUGUUGUCUUCAAUGUAGAGUAAUUCAUAAGUUUAAGUUUUUAAACAGAUUUUAUUUAGCUUUGUUUAAAAUGCAUUCUUUAUAGGUUUUUAAUUUUUAUGUUUUUUUGUAAAUUUUUUAAAAUAAAUUAUCUUUUCUGGAA